This is a messenger RNA of Ceratina calcarata, 3090 nucleotides long. It is a transcript of the gene Ir8a, whose product is annotated as Ionotropic receptor 8a. Gene Ontology annotation, biological process: monoatomic ion transport. The transcript has 16 exons. The coding region runs from base 1 to 2691 and encodes 896 amino acids. The record is from RefSeq and is a predicted model, not a curated record. Gene Ontology annotation, molecular function: ligand-gated monoatomic ion channel activity; signaling receptor activity. Gene Ontology annotation, cellular component: membrane. NCBI's taxonomy places the organism in Eukaryota, Metazoa, Arthropoda, Insecta, Hymenoptera, Apidae.
AUGUCGCUGACUACAGUGGUCUCAACCGUGCUGCUCUCGCUGCUCCUUCAACCUUCCCUUUGUCAAACGCCCAUGAACAUGCUAAUAGUGUUCGGGGAACGAGACACGUCGAUUCUCAGUCUCUUAAACGAAGCUGUACCUCAGGCUGAGAAAAGUUUCGGCGAAGAUAUAAUCACUGUCCACAUAUCUACCGUUUCUGUGGAUCGAACAGACGUCGUUGCGAGUUUUCAAAAAGUGUGUGCAGCCUUGUAUAAGGGAGUCAGUAUUAUACUCGACAUGACCUGGACGGGGUGGGAACGGCUACAGAUUUUGGCAGACGAGAACGGAAUAAUAUACAAACGGGGCGAUUGCAGUAUAAACGCGUACGUCCAAGCGAUCGACGAUCUUUUGAUGUUGAAGAACGCGACGGACGUUGGCCUGAUCUUCGAAGAUGAAAGGGAGCUGAAUCAGAGCCUUUACUAUCUCAUAGGGAAUUCGAUCAUAAGGCUGGUGGUGAUCGACGAAUUUACGGAGAAGACCGUAUCGAGAAUUAGGAGCAUGAGGCCGUCGCCUUCUUAUUAUGCUAUUUACGCUACUGCGAAUAAAAUGGAGGAUCUUUUCAGAACGGCUGUCCAAGGUGGACUGGUGAGAAGAGAUGGAAUAUGGAACCUGGUUUUCACUGACAAUAAUUACAAAGACUUUAAAUACGUCAAUGGAGAAAUGCAAUUAAACGUAUCUAUCACGAUCUUAUCAAUGAAAUUGAACGUCUGCUGUAGAUUACUCAACGAACCAUCUUGCAGCUGCCCUCCUGAUUUUCAAAUUUUCUCGCAUUACUUUAAACGAUUGAUAGGUCUGUUAGUAAAUAUGAUGAGCGAUCUUCAAAAAUCUGGCAUCAGCGUAGAACCGAAGAGUGGGAAAUGUUCCGCGGAGAAUCAGACUCAAGCUUCGAACGUCACAUCCGAGGCGUUCAACAAGAAUUUAUUAGCGAAAUUAGGAGGUAAUGACACUUUCGAGUACUGGUCCGACAAAGCGAUGAUCACGUACAAAGCUGAAAUCGAGUUUGAGACUCUCGAGAAUGGAAUGCUAGAGCCACUGGCUACCUGGACCAGGCAGACUAAAAUCAAAGAAGUCGAAGGGAAGAAGAUUGUAUCUGCCAGGAGAUUCUUUCGAAUUGGAACUACCCCCUCGAUACCCUGGAUGAUGCCUAUGAUGGAUCCGAAAACUAACAAACAGAUGAGGAACGAGCACGGUCGAGAAAUGUGGGAGGGAUACUGUAUAGAUUUUAUAAAAAAAUUAUCAGAAGAGAUGCAGUUUGAUUACGAUCUCGUUAUACCGCAGGAUCGGCAAUUUGGGAAGAAAUUACCUAACGGGCAAUGGGACGGUUUGAUCGGAGACCUUGCGAAAGGGGAAACUGAUAUUGUAAUAGCAGCAUUGACAAUGACCUCGGAACGGGAGGAAGUUAUCGAUUUCGUAGCACCCUAUUUCGAGCAAUCGGGCAUACUAAUUGUAAUGAGGAAACCAGUGCGCAAGCCGUCGCUCUUUAAAUUUAUGACAGUACUCAAAGUGGAAGUGUGGUUGAGUAUCGUGGGAGCUUUGACUCUCACUGGUAUCAUGAUUUGGAUAUUGGACAAGUAUUCUCCAUAUAGCGCUAGGAACAAUAAACAAUUGUAUCCGUACCCUUGUCGUGAAUUUACGUUGAAAGAAAGCUUUUGGUUUGCUCUAACGUCUUUCACGCCGCAAGGCGGUGGCGAAGCACCCAAAGCUUUAUCUAGCAGAACAUUGGUGGCUGCAUACUGGCUUUUCGUUGUUCUGAUGCUCGCUACGUUCACCGCAAACCUGGCAGCUUUCCUUACCGUGGAAAGGAUGCAGUCUCCCGUGCAAUCUUUGGAGCAAUUGGCGAGGCAGUCGAGGAUCAAUUAUACUGUACAGGCGAAUUACACGGUGCAUCAGUACUUUAUGAACAUGAAGAAUGCAGAGGAUAAACUGUACACAGUGUGGAAGGAAAUUACGUUGAACAGUACCAGCGAUCAAGUUGAGUACCGCGUAUGGGACUAUCCGAUCAAGGAACAAUACGGUCACAUAUUACAGGCGAUAACGCAGGUCGGUCCGGUGAAAACCGAUGAAGAAGGCUUUCGAAAGGUGAUAGAAAGCGAGAACGCAGAGUUCGCUUUCAUCCACGACUCGUCCGUGAUAAAGUAUGAGGUAACGAGGAAUUGCAACUUGACGGAGGUUGGCGAGGUGUUCGCCGAACAGCCUUACGCAAUCGCCGUUCAGCAGGGAAGCCACUUGCAAGAAGAAAUUAGCAGAAGAAUUCUGGACCUGCAAAAGGAUAGGUAUUUCGAAACAUUGGCAGCCAAAUAUUGGAAUCAGACGCUGAGGGCACAGUGCGUUAAUUCCGACGAUAACGAGGGCAUAACGUUGGAGAGUUUAGGGGGAGUGUUUAUCGCAACCCUAUUCGGCCUCGCAUUGGCGAUGGUUACGUUAGCAGGAGAGGUGAUUUACUACAGAAAACGAAAGGAUCCUCAAAAAGAGAAGCGGAAAGACAAGAAGAAAUCGAAGGUUACUGACAAGGAGAAGAUGAUGAUACAGAAGAUGGCCUCGAAGUUGCAAAUCAAACCAGCGCCCACCAAUCCGUUCCUGGAGAAGUCGAUGAAUCCACCGCGAAUAUCUCACAUCUCUGUGUACCCUCGUAACUUUCCCUUUAAAGAGUAAACGACAUGACUAGAUUGUGGGGUUUUAUUAACAUCAAUUCAAUAUAUGUAAUUUCUUUUAUCGGUUUCUUUCAUCGAUUUAAUAAAUGUGCUUAUAUGUUUCUGUAUAUCGCAUAAAGUAUUUAUUUUUUAUUUCUUUCUAAAUGCAUCCCCAGUCUAGUCAAGCCUAAAGAAGAUUCAUCGAUGGUUUGGAAACAGGAUUGGAAUUUGAUAAUAGUUUUGAUAAAAAGGAGCGCAGCGUAACGAGAUUGGCAGCCGUUUAACCGAGGUUUUUCUCUCUUUCACAAUGUUUACCGAUUCUUCACGCCUCGCGUAACCCCCGGAAACAAUAGACGAUGCCUGUUUCCUAAGACGAUCUGUAGGCAAAGGAUGUUUCACUUUCGUUACGAUCAAAAAUUUA